CAAUCAAGAUGUCAACAUGAAAAGUUUUUCUAUAUUUUUAUCGUUUUUUAUUUUUUUAUUAAAUAACGUACUCACACAUGAUGAAAGCCAAAAUACUACUUAUCAAAACACCACUGACAAUGCGAUAUUUGAAUCUUCCACAAUAUUUGCCCUUGAUACAGUACGACCUGAGAAAAUUAUCCUCGGAAUUAUUGAUGCCACACCAACGACUCUUGAUUUGGCAGCUAACAAUGCAACCAUAUUAUUAUAUACAAAUACAUCUCUUUUGAGAAACAAUGAAACUUAUGGUGUGAAUGAUACCCGUCGUCAAAACUACAAAGACAAGAAAGCCGUGGAAGCUAUGAAAGAUAAAGCUGUUAAGAAAAAGUUGGCGCCAGAAAAAGAAUUAGGUCUUGGUGAACCCUACUGGCCUCAGGGAGACUGGGUAUUCUUGAGGUAAGUUGUACAGUAGACUGCACAUCAGUGGUAACUGUCUUGCACCUUAACUCAAUAGUAAUAAGAACGAUUUUCCUGUAAAACUGUUAGGUACCACUGACCUGAAGUUGA
Molecule: messenger RNA, 546 nt
Organism: Helicoverpa armigera (cotton bollworm)
Lineage: Eukaryota; Metazoa; Arthropoda; Insecta; Lepidoptera; Noctuidae
Exons: 4
Coding region: 17-439 (140 amino acids)
Source: RefSeq, a predicted model, not a curated record